UCCCAAGACCCCUUCUUAGGAUCCAUAUAAAGCCAUUAUUGUGGAGCUCUGCAACACCCACACUCGUACCCAUCCCAAAGAACAAACCAUGGGCAAUCACCACUCCCUCUUUCUAUUCCUUGUACUCCUCACGCACAGCAACAUCAGCAGAAUCUCUGUUGUCUCGGCCACUCCCUAUCUCUCUCCACAGCUCCAAGCCAAGCUGCUCUCUUCAAAGCCAGACAACGAGACGAUAUACAGGGUCUCCCAGCAACUCUGUUGGAACUGCAUCGGCGAGUCCCUCCAGUUCUUGUUCACUCACAACCUCGUGCGAGCCUCCAAGUGGGAGCUCCCAUUGAUGUGGGACUUCGAACUCGAGCGGUACGCGAGGUGGUGGGCCGGCCAGAGGCAGUCGGACUGCAAAGUGGAGCAUUCCUUCCCGGAAGACGGGUUCAAGCUAGGAGAGAACAUAUUCUGGGGGAGCGGGUCGUCAUGGACGCCGAGCGACGCAGUGGGCAUCUGGGCCGCGGAGGAGAAGUAUUACACGUACGCGACCAACACAUGCGAUGAAGGCCAAGUGUGCGGCCACUACACGCAGAUCGUCUGGAAGACGACGAGGCGGAUCGGGUGUGCCCGCGUGGUCUGCGACGACGGGGACGUGUUCAUGACUUGCAACUAUGACCCGGUGGGGAACUACGUCGGCCAACGGCCAUAUUGAAUGUCUCUACUUCUGGAGUGCUUAUAAGUGGAUGAAUAUACUCUACUUCAUAAUCGUUGAUGCAUGUAAUUGAAUAUAUUAUGUGUCAAUGGCUUAGAUGAUGUGGAGACAACACGUAGAAGCAUUUGUUUCCACUAUAUGUCUUGUAAUGUUAGUGUAAGUUUUGGAAUAUCUAUUUGGGGGUCUCGAAAA
This is a messenger RNA of Syzygium oleosum, 889 nucleotides long. RefSeq names its product pathogenesis-related protein PR-1. The transcript is spliced from 2 exons. The record is from RefSeq and is a predicted model, not a curated record. Gene Ontology annotation, cellular component: extracellular region. The coding region runs from base 89 to 697 and encodes 202 amino acids. Lineage: Eukaryota; Viridiplantae; Streptophyta; Magnoliopsida; Myrtales; Myrtaceae.